CAGGUCUGUGGAGAGCCAGUUGAUUGCCAGUCCUGGUGCCAGAAGGCUGUCUAGGGAGGCCAGAGGCUGGCCUGAGCCUGGCUCUGGGGAUCCCUCCAUCCAGAAAAGCCAACUGACCAACCUGUUCCUUUAUCUGCUGCCAGGGCCAUGGGGGCUGGGGCCAGCGCAGAGGAGAAGCACUCAAGAGAGCUAGAAAAGAAGCUGAAAGAAGAUGCUGAGAAGGAUGCUCGAACCGUGAAACUGCUGCUUCUGGGUGCCGGUGAGUCCGGGAAGAGCACCAUUGUCAAGCAGAUGAAGAUCAUCCACCAGGAUGGGUACUCGCUGGAAGAGUGCCUCGAGUUCAUUGCCAUCAUCUAUGGCAACACGCUGCAGUCCAUCCUGGCCAUCGUGCGCGCCAUGACCACGCUCAACAUCCAGUACGGAGAUUCUGCGCGCCAGGACGACGCCCGGAAGCUGAUGCACAUGGCGGACACCAUCGAGGAGGGCACGAUGCCUAAGGAGAUGUCCGACAUCAUCCAGCGGCUGUGGAAGGACUCCGGUAUCCAGGCCUGUUUCGAUCGCGCCUCGGAGUACCAGCUCAACGACUCCGCCGGCUACUACCUCUCCGACCUGGAGCGCCUGGUAACCCCGGGCUAUGUGCCCACUGAGCAGGACGUGCUGCGCUCGCGUGUCAAGACCACCGGCAUUAUCGAGACGCAGUUCUCCUUCAAGGACCUCAACUUCCGGAUGUUCGAUGUGGGCGGGCAGCGCUCGGAGCGCAAGAAGUGGAUCCACUGCUUCGAGGGUGUGACCUGCAUCAUCUUCAUAGCAGCUCUGAGUGCCUAUGACAUGGUGCUGGUGGAGGACGACGAAGUGAACCGCAUGCACGAGAGCCUGCACCUGUUCAACAGCAUCUGCAACCACCGCUACUUCGCCACCACGUCCAUCGUGCUCUUCCUCAACAAGAAGGACGUUUUUUCCGAGAAGAUAAAAAAGGCGCAUCUUAGCAUCUGCUUCCCCGACUACGACGGACCCAACACAUACGAGGACGCGGGCAACUACAUCAAAGUGCAGUUCCUCGAGCUCAACAUGAGACGCGACGUGAAGGAGAUUUAUUCCCACAUGACGUGCGCCACCGACACGCAGAACGUCAAGUUUGUCUUCGACGCUGUCACCGACAUCAUCAUCAAGGAGAACCUCAAAGACUGCGGCCUCUUCUGAGGUUCCUGAACCCAUGUGCAUCCUGAGACCCUGUAGCCCUAACUGCCUUUGAGCUCCAGCCAAUAGGACCCUAUCAUCCUCCCAGGACUUCUGGGCCCCAGCAUGUGGCCCUCCCAGCCACAGACCCAAAGCCCUGAGCCCCACUAGCCUGGAGGCCCUGACCCUCCCCUGUGACUCCUAGGCCUCCCAGAGCCAGGUGCCCCCAACCCUAGCACUGCCCUUCACGGCCUGGUUGCACUGGCCUCCAGGACCCAACACAGCCAGCCCCAGCUAGGAGCAGGCAGGACUUGGGGCAGCUGGAGCACACAGUGACUCAGCAGUGCUCGACUGACCAAUCUCCUGCAGCUCUCCCGCCCCAGGGGGCCCGUGACUCACCUUGGUGGGUCUGGGCUCAGCAAACAGCCCUCCCUCCCAGGGUUUCAUGAAGGGCAGAGGGGCAGGCAGAGAUCCCUCCUCCGAGCAGGCCUGAUGCUUACCAUCAGCCCGUUCCAGCCUUACCACCUCCAUGUGACAAGUCUGACACCUGUCUACCCAGUGGCCAGUGACUGUCCCUCCCAGCAGCUUCAGGGGUUCAAAGUCCAAGCCAGCUCUGGCCUGUGCAGUUCCUACAUAGAUGAAUUAGUGAGUGGGGACAAGGCUGGGAGCCCCUGAGUGCCAGAGAGAGACUCAAGCUGGACCCCUCCCUACAUACCAGGCUGAAAGUAACCCCCUAGCCCCUUCCCCCACAGGCUCUACCCCUCUGUCCUUGAACACCAGAUCCAUGUCCUACCUCACCCACCCACAGUAAUUCAGGUCGGUCAAAGGGAUGGUCUAUUGAGGGAGGGUACUGUUGACACCAGCUGUGGCCAAUGGUCAAACUGUCCUGAAGGGUGGCUGGGGGCAGAGUCCGGUUCCCAUCGAUCAGCCCCAGGAAGAGAAUUUGGGACAGGACGGAGACCCAGGUUGUGCCCAGAGGGGUCUACCUCAGGUGGGGUCACAAGCAAACCCAGGCGACCCUUGUCCCUGCCAGCAGUUUCUCUCACCCUUUCUAUUCAGGGCCCAUUCCCUGGCAGGAAAAACUGAGGGCCAUGCCUGAACUGUCAGGGACAAAAGUUCAUGUCCCCACAUCCCCGCGCCCUACUUCUCACCCGUCACCAAGUCCUUGCUGAUGUCCAUGGGCUGGGGCCUGUGCUGCAGGCGAGGACGGGAGCUUCUGUUUAGCAAGGGCUGGGCAUGAUUCACACUCAUCCUCAGCUAGAUGCAGACUCAGCAAUAAACCUUUGCAUCAGGC
This is a messenger RNA of Hipposideros armiger (great roundleaf bat), 2470 nucleotides long. RefSeq names its product G protein subunit alpha transducin 1 (gene GNAT1). Gene Ontology annotation, cellular component: cytoplasm; heterotrimeric G-protein complex. The transcript is spliced from 9 exons. The record is from RefSeq and is a predicted model, not a curated record. Gene Ontology annotation, biological process: adenylate cyclase-modulating G protein-coupled receptor signaling pathway; detection of light stimulus involved in visual perception; phototransduction, visible light. The coding region runs from base 148 to 1200 and encodes 350 amino acids. Gene Ontology annotation, molecular function: GTP binding; G-protein beta/gamma-subunit complex binding; G protein-coupled receptor binding. Lineage: Eukaryota; Metazoa; Chordata; Mammalia; Chiroptera; Hipposideridae.